This is a messenger RNA of Amaranthus tricolor (Joseph's coat), 3137 nucleotides long. RefSeq lists its product as uncharacterized. The transcript has 3 exons. The record is from RefSeq and is a predicted model, not a curated record. The coding region runs from base 639 to 2774 and encodes 711 amino acids. NCBI's taxonomy places the organism in Eukaryota, Viridiplantae, Streptophyta, Magnoliopsida, Caryophyllales, Amaranthaceae.
UAAAAAAGGAAAGAAAAUUUUAAAGUGAAAAAAGAGGGUAAUAACUAAUAAGUGCCAAAAACAUCACCAUUAGCAAAUACUAGCAAAAUGAUGAAUUUGAAUGGCAUGGUUACUUACUUACUUUAAUGGACAUCAACUGAACCCACAGCUGCUCUAUUGUCCCUCUUUCUCUCUCUAAAUCUCCACUCUUUAUUGGUAUUUUCUCUCUCUUCCUUAUUACAAGGCAUGCUCUUCCUCUCUCUACCUUUCUUUCAUUUGUUUCUCCCUCAAAAAACUCACCUUUUUGGGUCAAAUUAUUGCUAUAGAUUAGUACUACUACUCCUUUUCCUGCUUGCCUGUGUAAUGUUCUUCUGAUGAAAUAUAUACAGUUUUUGGGAGCUUUGUUGAUUGGUUACUCAAGUGGGUUCUCUUGUUGAUUAAUCUUACAAGGGUAUUUAGAAUACUUAAUAAUGGCUUGAAGCUCAAGAUAUUGAAUGAAAUUAUUUUAUUUAUUGGUGCUUUUGUUGGGUUUUUCUUUUGGUUCACUUCUGUGGAGUGUGAGAUCUAAGGUGGGGUAUACACUGUUGUUGAAAGCACAUAAUGGGACUCUUUUUUCUGGCUUGGAAUGCAAGUGUAAUUAAAGAAUUUUAGUUGUCUUAAUGGGUGUAAAUAUGGAGUUGGAAUUUGAUAAAUACUGCAAAGUAGGUCGAAGUCCUCGAACCGUUCUAUCCGUACCACAUCCUGAGAAAAAAGGCGAGCGUAGGAGUAGAAAAGGAAGACACAGUUCCAAGAAUGAUGGUUAUGAUUUAAUAAGUUUGGAAGGAGAAGGAUUUACCGAAAUUAAGUUUCGGAAUUAUCGAAGUGUUUCCUGUAAGAAUCUUCCAUCGGAGAAUGUUGAAUUAGAAUGCAAUGAAGUCCCGAGGAGACGUGGUUCUGUUUAUCAGAGCACCACUGAGAGGAAUUCUAGAAGGUCAGAAACUCGUGGUGGUAGAAAAAAAGUCGAGUUUUCACUCGAUAGUGAGGCACCCUUUUCUUUUAGUAUUCUUGAUUCGAUUUGUGGGUCGGAUGAGGAAGCUGAGCUCGAUCAAAAGAGAUCAUCAAUAAUGUCUUCUGACGCAGUUUCUUCCACGAAGCUUCCUAAACAGCCGUGUAGUAUGGAUUUGAAAGAAAGGCCAACCAAUUGUGGAUCGUCUGCUGAGAGAGAUUUGAUGGAUAAUCGGAAGUUCAUUUGUGAACAAGUUAAGGGUCCGUCAAAUAACGGUAAUGUCCUCAAGGAGAGAGAUUCACUCGCCUUAAACAAGUCUCUAUCUGCUAAGCUUGCAAUUCCACAUUCCCCGACUCAUUCAGAAGGGGAUAGUACGAAAGGAAGCCCUAAAACCCGUUUGAAAAAAAUGUUCGAUCCUUUUACGAAAUCUAAAUCUCAGCGAACGCCUUCAAAUGAUGCCAAAUCAUUGAGCCUAGGAGAUAUGGGGAAAACUAAAACUCUACGAAAAUCCUUGUUACAUGAUUUUUCAAGUGUUGUACCAAAUGUAGAGAUUGGAACCCUUCCUUUGACAAAAGUGCGACAGCAGGCUGUCGAGCCAUGCUCACCUGCCCAUCUUAGAGGCAAUCUCAAGAUGGAACAGAAGCAUGGAGUGCCAUAUUUCGAGUUCUCGAUGGCACACUUGGAAGAUUUGUUUGUGGCCAAAACAUGGAAGGCCGAAAAUGCACUUAAUUGGGUGUAUACUUUUCAUUCUGUUCAAGGAAGGAAGAGAAGUAAUGCAAGUGGGUGGGGAAUGAAGUACAUUGAUAAAGAUUCUCUAAUGGUUGGGCAAAUGCAGGUUUCAUGCUAUCUUUGUUCAGAGAUUAGAGGUGGCGGUGAUUUUAGUAACUCGAUGAUGACCGAGUUUGUGUUGUACGAUAUUGGUCAUGCAAGAAGAAAUAUUACUGCUGAUGAAGAUACUAACUGCAACGAAAAUCCUCCCAAGGUUUUCGAUGCUUCAAAUGAUAGGUCGUCAGAAGGAAACAUCGAGUUGGAUGAUUUAUUUGAUCUUUCAAAGCCGAAACAGCCUACAACGAGUGACCAUCAUGGUUUGGAUAACUCGUCACCUUACCCAUGGGCACCGAAUGAUUUGCGACCGAGCUUUGAAGCUGCAGCUGUUGUGGUUCAAGCUCCUUUUGAGAAAAGGGAAAGCUUAAAGUACAGAAAAGGGGAUAAGCUUAGUGAGCAGGUUACGAAGGACACACGUGACGAUAGUAACCAAGUUAAGAUCAAUGUAGUGACCCCAAUGGGAAACCAUGGGUUGCCGACUAGUGGUGAAAGUAGAGGACCUUCUCCGUUGCUCGAUAGAUGGAGGCUCGGUGGAGGGUGUGAUUGCGGUGGAUGGGAUAUUGGUUGCCCACUUCUUGUCUUUGGGAAUCCAACGAAAUGCACGGAUGAGCAUUCCCAUUUGAAAAAGGAUGACCCUCUAAAACUUUAUGUUCAGGGAGGAAAAGAAAACAUGCCAGCUUUGACGAUAUCAAUCACCGAGAAAGGGAAAUAUGCUGUCGACUUCCAUGCACAACUAUCCGUUUUACAGGCUUUUGCUGUCUGUGUUGCUAUUAUGCACACAACAGACGCUUCAAGCCUGGUCGAGCAAGAGAAAAGCAAGGAGUUGUUGCAAUGUAGCUCCGUAAAAGUCCUGGUUGAGGAUGAAGUGAAAAUAUUGAUAGAAGCUGUUACGGAGGAGGAAAAGAAGAAAGCUGCGAAGCGAGCAGGACAAAAUCAGCCAUCUUUUGUGCUCAAUCCACCCUUUUCUCCUAUUGCCCGAGUUUAGCUCAGCCAGUUUUAUCGGCGAAACUCCAAGUAGUUUGAUAUUGGAUGAACGGUAAAACUCCAACGAUCAACUGAAAGCGGAGAAUAAGAGUCGAAAAAGAAACAUUCUGUCCAUAUUUGGUAGUUCAUAGCAGGGGUUAGCAUCGUGUGAUCGGUUUAGGUGCAGAAUAGCAAGGUUUUUGCUGUUUUGGACUCUUUUUUUGCAUCUGUUCAUCAUUUACAUUCAAUUUUUGUAAUUUAUAUGGGAAGCUAGAGGGAGAGAUUAGUUAAAUGUAGCUAAAACAAAAACUUUUGUAUUUUAGCAAAUCUGUAUUGCAAAUAAUAUAAUAAAAUCUUCUAGUGAAGUAAUUUCAUGCACAGUGAA